CAAUAUACAAAGGUAGUGUGCUCCUGCCUCCGCGUGGUUUCCAUCCCCGCGCGCGCCGCCCCUCUCCGCUGCCGGCCUCCGCUCCUCCUCCGGCGCCGUCGCCGUCCCAUCGGCCUCCGCUUGCCGCCCGCUCCGCGCUAUUCACCCCGGCCGGCAGUGACAAUGGCAAGGCUUGCAGCUGAAGACCCAUUGGUUCGCGAUGAAGCCAUAUUGGAUGAUGAUGAUGAUGAUGUUGAUACCGACGAGGAAGAGUCCGAGUCGGAAGAUGAUUCAGGGGAGGAAUUCCAUGCCGAGCCUUCCAAGAAAGCUGUCUACAACAAGGAGGGGAUCCUGGAGAAGCUCGAGGACAUUGCGUGGCCGGAGAAUGUGGACUGGAGGCACAAGCUCACUAUCGAACAUGACCAGGGGGAGAAAGUCGAUGUGAACGACGAUCUUGCUCGUGAGCUUGCGUUCUACACGCAGGCUUUGGAUGGUACGAGGCAGGCCUUUGAGAAGUUGCAGUCUAUGAAGGUCCGGUUUCUCAGGCCGGCUGAUUACUAUGCUGAGAUGGUUAAGACCGACGCUCACAUGCACAAGAUCAAGGGGAGGCUCUUGUCUGAGAAGAAGAAGAUUGAGGAGGCUGAGGAGAGGAAGAAGGCGAGAGAGGCCAAGAAGAGGGCGAAGGAGGUGCAGGCACAGAAAGAAAAGGAGAGGGCCAAGCAGAAGAAAGAACAGAUUGAGUCCGUCAAGAAGUGGAGGAAGCAGAGGCAGCAAGGGGGCUUUGCCAAGGGAAAUGAUGAUGGGCCAGAUCUGAAUUUUGAAGGUGACGAAGGGUUCAAGCAAUCAAAGAAAAAGAGGCCUGGUGUUUCUCCUGGUGAUAGGUCUGGUGGUCUUGCUAAGAAGGGUAAACAAGGAAAGAACAGGAAAUCAAGGGAUUCCAAGUUUGGGCAUGGUGGUCGGAAAGGGCUGAAGAAGCAAAACACUGCGGAGACGACAAAUGACUUCAGAGGAUUCAACCAGAUGGACAAGUCACAAAACAAGAGGAGAAAAAUGGGUUGACGCGAUAUUGUAAGAAUCUGCGUCUGCUUCCUUGAGCUGUAUUACUAGUUGUUUUUGGUAACUUUAUUUUACUGCAGUACAUCGUUGCUAGAUGCGAACGUUAGUUGAGAUAGAUUGUAGGAGGCAGUUAAAACAAAAGACCAUUUUAUGUUUUAACUAUGCUGUUCUCCACAAGAUAUUUGCAUGUAUCUGGUGAUGGCCCUUUUUCGUUGUGUGAUGUGGAAGAAUCAAUCUUACCCUGGAAUUAUCCUAAGAGUGUCUUAAGGAUGCUUGGUGCACUUCCUGUUUUGAUAUGUUAUCUUUCUGACCGUUAUUUUAUAUUGAUGCAACAAAACUGAAACGUAAA
Messenger RNA from Oryza sativa Japonica Group (Japanese rice), 1384 nucleotides. Its product is annotated as probable rRNA-processing protein EBP2 homolog. Gene Ontology annotation, cellular component: preribosome, large subunit precursor; nuclear periphery; nucleolus. Lineage: Eukaryota; Viridiplantae; Streptophyta; Magnoliopsida; Poales; Poaceae. The record is from RefSeq and is a predicted model, not a curated record. Gene Ontology annotation, biological process: ribosomal large subunit biogenesis; rRNA processing.